GUCUUGUCAGUACUGUCUUUCAGAAUUCUAUACCGCUCUAAAUUUCUAUUCUUAAGCUCCAACAAGGACGCUGAUGACGUUACUUCUCAAUGACUUCACUCGAUGAUAUUCCUGGAAACUUGCUCCGGAAGCCUUCGGGCAAACCGGAAGAUGAGCUUGAAAGAGUGUUCUCAAAUUACAAGCCGCUGCACUCGUUCAGGCUUGACAAGGAAAAACCAUAUAAGCAACAAUUUGCUGAUAUGUACUUCCUAAGACUCACAAAGAUCAAGCCUGCUGUCGAGCAGCUAGCAUUUGAGGCAUGGGAUGGCAAGGUUAUCGGAGACGAACCCGUAAAGCAAGCCGAACGAGUACUUGAUAUUCGGCAAGGUGAACUAUGUUGGGUUGUCGGCACCGUUUACAUGGAUAUGCCCCUAAAGCCAAAUAUUCUCGAUGAUGUCUCUAAGGAUCGAUGGCUUUCGGCGCCUAUAUCGAAUAAGAAGUACUACUCGGAGGAUGGCUCUGACGCUAUUAUGCUCGAAGACGAGUCUGGCCGCGUACGCCUUGUGGGGGAUGUGCUAAAUUCAGUUAUUCUGGUUACCGGUUGCAUUAUGGCUGCGAUGGGCACCGAGAAUUCAAACGGCGAAUUAGAAGUGAUUGAUCUGAAAUUUCCAGAUCUACCUCCGCAACCGGAUCGCUGGGCUCUAUCUAAUCCGUUGGCCACAAAUGGCAGCAUAAAGGGCAAAAAAACCAAACCAAAAGACGAGGACACUGAGAUGACCGACGCCCAAGUCAAAGGUAGCGGAGGAAAAAUAGCAAUUGUUUCCGGCCUGGGGUUCUCUGGCAGUGACGCAUCACAUGCCAUUGAGCUGAAUCUAUUGCUAGAAUAUCUGCUAGGAGAGUCCUUAGACCCUGCGGCGCAACAAGAACUAUCACAGAUAAGCCGAUUAAUUAUCGCCGGAAAUUCGAUUUCUCUUGAAGAGAGAGAAGCGACAGACGAGGAUAUGACCGAGAAAAAGGCGCAAAAGAAGUACGGAUACGAUAGCAGCUCAUACAACGCCCUACCAUCGCAACUCCUAGACGAAUUCCUCUCAACGUUAUUGCCUACAAUGCCAAUUACCUUACUACCCGGUGCGCAGGAUCCCGCAAAUGCCAGCUACCCGCAGCAAUCGAUACAUCCAGCCAUGUUCCCCCAUUCAAGAUCAUAUACGGCACAACCGACCUCAUCGGAAGCGGGUUGGUUUGACACGGUGACAAAUCCGUGGGAAGGUGAGAUUGAGGGUUGGAGGGUCCUAGGAACCGGUGGCCAAAAUGUAGACGACAUUUUCAAGUACGUCGGCAGCGAUGACCGCUUGGGCAUGAUGGAAGCUAUGUGUAGAUGGCGAUGCUGUGCUCCAACAGCGCCUGAUACUUUGUGGAGUUACCCUUUUCAGGAUGAUGACCCAUUCGUCAUGCAGACGUGUCCACACCUCUACUUUGUGGGUUGCCAACCUGAGUUCGGUACCAAGGUUAUCGAAGGCCCGGAUGGACAAGUCGUGCGACUCGUCGCUGUGCCAUCUUUUUCAGCCACACAGGAAAUAGUGCUAGUCGAUACAGAGACCCUAGAAGUUACAAAAGUAAAGAUUAUUGCGGUUUAGAGCAUUGUAAUGGGAAAAUGACUAGGCGAGUCAGAGCAUACCAUAGGAGUUGAACGGGCUUACGAAAUGAGAAAUUAUUAAAAAACUACAUAGUAGUACAAGAACUUAUAUGGAUAAUUCCAUCCAAUAUUUGUGAGCGUUUACCAUUUGACAACACUAUGAAUGGCAAGAUGAGGGGAUUCACAAGCUUUACAGAUGAGUUCCGUUACAUAAGCCACUUAGGUUGAAUUUAGCCGAUAUUUAGCCAUUAAAAGUAUGGCAAUUGCCAAG
Messenger RNA from Annulohypoxylon truncatum, 1883 nucleotides. Its product is annotated as DNA polymerase alpha/epsilon subunit B-domain-containing protein. Gene Ontology annotation, cellular component: delta DNA polymerase complex. The record is from RefSeq and is a predicted model, not a curated record. Gene Ontology annotation, molecular function: DNA binding. The coding region runs from base 90 to 1613 and encodes 507 amino acids. Lineage: Eukaryota; Fungi; Ascomycota; Sordariomycetes; Xylariales; Hypoxylaceae. The transcript is spliced from 5 exons. Gene Ontology annotation, biological process: DNA strand elongation involved in DNA replication; DNA replication.